AAGCUGUGGCGAGCAAGGAAGGUUGUGAUCGACGCUUGCAAAUCUUCUGGACUCGUAUUCAAGUUUGACUUGAAGGUCCCCGCUCGUCAUAUGCCAGAACUUGUUCAUCUUUUUGAAACAGUUUCUGUAGAAGACCGAAUUAUCACGUCAGUUAAUGCAUCAAUCCAACGGGCACCCGAUGGGUCUGGGAAUUUGGCAAGAAUAAAAGAUCUCAUCGUUUUCGGGCAAUUGCCAACAGGAAACCUACAUGUUGUGGCUACGAUUGAUCAUCAUUCUUGGGAGAUUCAUCUUAAAGCGAAUCUCUGGAAAAUCGUAGUCAUUUGGUGCCGAGUUGGAUAUCGCCGUGGUAUUGGUGUAUCCACGGCCAUUGGCUGUCAAUGGGAACAGAAGCACAGUACCGAUACUCAAGGAUAUCCCAUACCGGAAUGUAUAAAGCGGCUACAGUCUGUGCUGUGUCGAUGGCUGCGAUCAAAUAGAACAGCAUCAAGUGGAGGCUUUCUCUCACUAUCACGAGAAUGCGACGGUCGAUGGAUGCGUUGGGUACAUCGAUUGGAAAUCGAUGAAACCGGAGCAUCGAAGGGAGAACAUUUUCCAGGACGUGAACUUCAAGUCGCACUCAAGAACGCUUGGGAUCCUAAAGGCAUCAUGAAUCCUUACAAGACUUUUCCAUUCACUAACUUCUAG
Molecule: messenger RNA, 684 nt
Organism: Rodentolepis nana
Lineage: Eukaryota; Metazoa; Platyhelminthes; Cestoda; Cyclophyllidea; Hymenolepididae
Source: the annotation of a GenBank genome assembly